This is a messenger RNA of Nelumbo nucifera (sacred lotus), 1221 nucleotides long. NCBI's taxonomy places the organism in Eukaryota, Viridiplantae, Streptophyta, Magnoliopsida, Proteales, Nelumbonaceae. The record is from RefSeq and is a predicted model, not a curated record.
ACAACGGAGGUGAGAUGGCCCAUCCUAAACCCAUGACUCCCCCCACUCCCAACAACCCUGUCCCUGGUGCAGGCGGGAUUCCAUCGCAAGUCGCCGCUAUAAGCCAACAACCAGGCGGAGACCUUAGCAACUAACCAGUUGUCGAUCGGAUUUUGGUGUUGGAAUAAGAAACCUUUACAUUAUUCUGUCUCUUUCUCUUACGAAUUUUCCCUAUGACGAUGUCCCCUGUGUGAGUCUUCUGACCAUUCCACUUAAAUCAAAGAAUCCCACACCUCUUCAAUUGAUCUUUAUCGCUUAAUUAUCGGGUUCCUUCCUUUUAUAUCUUCCUUUUCACUCCUCUUUUGGUCUACACUUGUUGCAGUGGAAGCUGCCCUUCGUUCUUUUUUCAAAAAUUCAGUCUAUAAAUUUCGUUUAUGGGUUACAAAUUUUCUGAGUUCUGAAUCGAGAAAAUGGCACAAGGCUAUGGAGUUGAGCUAUACUUCGACCCUGCACUGGAAAAUCAGGUCUUGAAGGCUUGGAACGUCCUUGCUCGUCGCCAGAUCAGUACCCAGCUUAUUGAGAUGGAAUCUCGGCCACAAAUUACUCUUUUCUCUAGCCCUACCCUCGAUCCUCCAAAACUGGAAAAUGUUAUGAAGAACUUUGCUUCGAAGCAAGAACCGUUGCCUUUGUCAUUUUCUUCCAUUGCAAGUUUCCCCAGUGAGAACAAUGUUCUCUUCCUUGCUCCAACACCUUCUUUUUCUCUCCUUCAAUUCCACUCACAACUGUGCGACGUACUGAAGAAGGAGGGCAUUGAAAUCGGUGAGGAGUACAGCCCAGACUCUUGGGUUCCUCACUGCUCAGUUGCACAACAAGUUCCAAAAAAUCGGAUGGCCGAGGCUUUUGCUGUGUUGCGGGACUUGAAAUUACCUGUUACUGGGUAUGCAAUGGACAUUGGGUUGGUAGAGUUUUCGCCAGUUCGUGAGCUCUACUCAUUUCCCCUUGGAAAUGCGUCGGAUGCAUGAGGUACCAGAUGGGAUUUUCUUCAUUUUUUUUUUAUUUCCUUUUUCUUUGCUUCUCAGUUUCUUUGAGCUCCAGACUCUAGUUGGUUACAUGUAAAAUGAGGAAAACGGCUGACUUCCUGAAAUUGCUAUUUACGAAAUUUAGUGGCAUGCACAAUGGCUGUGGAAAACGAACAUUUUUUGAAAGUAUGUAGGAAUUUUAGGAAAAUAGUAUUUUUUUUAA